CUGCAGGCCAGUGGGGGCAACGCCGACGCGGCUCUUGAGAUCCUGGCGGCUAUUCAAGCGGCCGACGGCUCGGGGCUCUCGAAGGAGGUGGCCACGACGCUGCUGACGACCUUCGUCGAUAAGAACAGGGUCGACAAGGCGCUGCAGGUGCUGGAUCUGUCCUACAAGCAGAAGAUGUGGCUGCGGGCGCCUCCCUUCGAGGCGCUCAUCACCAGGAGCUACAAAUCGAAGCACUACGACACUGCCCUCCAGGUGUUCGACUCGGUGCAGCGCGCCAACUUGAGCCCCAGCAACCUGGUGUACACCACGGCGCUGCUGGCGGCCCACAGGUUGAGGGACAGGGAGCGCGUGCUCAAGAUCCUGGAGCAGAUGCUCAAGGACGCCAAGCCCUACUCGUCUCGAGCCUUCCAAGUGGCUCUGAGCGCGGCGGUCAAGUCCAGACUGCACCAGUUCGUGCUGGAGUUGAUGGAGUGCUCCAAGGCGCUGGAUGUCGAGCUCACGAGCGAGCACUACCACUUCGUGCUGAGGAGCUAUGCCGCUGUGGGCAACAUGGAGGCUGCCUUGGGUACUCGAGACACGCUGCAGCAGAACGGGUUCGAGCUCACCGACGACGGGGUCCACUGGCUCGUGCACUGUGCGUGCAGGACGGACCAAUGGGACCUCGUGGUCGACGUGUACGAGCUGAUGCCGGAGAACCUCCGCCCAGAGCUGAAAGGCUGGCACCUGGGUGCUGUCAUCAUGGCGCAUGCCAGAGCUGAAGACAAGGAGGCGAAGCUCCGCGCGCUCGAAAUCUUCAACCAGCACAAGGACAAGGUCAGCGAACUCGCAUACGGCGGCGCGAUCACCGCGUUGCUGGACACGGAGCAGUUCGACGAAGCCCUGGCCCUUGCGGAAAACAUGAAGCACAAGGAAAUAGCUUGGGGGAAGAACGUGUACCAAGCUGUGGCUUUGGCUCUCAUCCGCCGCGGAACAGCUGAAGAAGCCGUGCAGUUGCUGGAGACGAGCGUUCGCUGCAUGGGGGAUGAACCGGACGGCUACCUCAACAUCAUCCAGUUCUACACGGACCGGCACCCUCGUCCU
Messenger RNA from Phytophthora sojae, 1080 nucleotides. RefSeq lists its product as hypothetical. Gene Ontology annotation, molecular function: protein binding. NCBI's taxonomy places the organism in Eukaryota, Oomycota, Peronosporomycetes, Peronosporales, Peronosporaceae. The annotation marks the transcript as partial. The transcript is spliced from 2 exons. The record is from RefSeq and is a predicted model, not a curated record.